GUUAGUCAGUCAGUCAGUCAAACAAGCCAAGCAGGCGAUGCGGGCUCGCAUAAUACCGUGGCUGCCGAACUCUCGCGGUGAAGUAGUUUGACACGCACGUGCUCGAACCUGUCGGACACAUUUUGGAUAAACCACACGGCGCGCCUUCCUUCUCCUCUCCUCUUCGUUCUUCUUGUUGUUACUGUUAUUGUUGUUGUUGUUGUUGUUGUUGCUGUUGUUGUUCCUCCUCUUCGUCGGGCUGUUUCGUGGCCGCCGCUUAAAAUUGAUCGAGAGGGAACGGAGACAGUGAACCGGGAACGAACGUGGGAGGCUGCCGAAGAUGAUACUGCGAACAGCCCCCGGGGCCAUCGUCCUUUUUCUCCUACUUACGGGAUCCAUUGCUCAAGACGACGAUUCUUUGACUGGUAGCUUCCUGUCAGGCUUGCUCGAUUCCAUAACGAGUACAGCUAACAGUGCAGACUGUCCAGGAGUAUGCGUGCAUGCGUUCGCAACCUUGAUAUGCUACGAAGUACUCGAGCAUGUGCAAUGCCCUACUAGCAUGCGAUGUUGCAUCGAGGCACCGAUAAACGGUACCGGAACAUCUACCGAGAAUCUUCUCGAAGAUGAUAAUCCAACUUCGACGAUGCUCACCACCAUUAGGACUACGAUGACGUCUGUGAACGUCACCACGCCUCCGCCGACAACUACAACGUCCACGACGUCAUUGGCCCCAAUGAAAACUACCUCGGACAACCAAGUGGAUACGGUGAACAAAACGUCGCCGAAAGCGUGUUCCGGAAUUUGCAUGGCGGAGAGAAUCGCGGAUUACUGCGAUGCCGUUUUGGUGAUAGACACUCUGUGCAAGCCAGGAUUAAAAUGCUGCGUAUCCCGAGACGCAUUCGGAGAUUCACCGCCGCCGGAAUUGUUGGUGAUCGAUCGGACGAAUUCGAGUCGUUUCGACGAAAAGACCGGCAUUAGCACGUUGCACAAAGGACCUUCGUCUUCCACGGUCGCAAGACCGAAUGUGUCCACUUCAACGAGCGUAGCGACAACCGCGUUAACUACGACCGUCGCGAUGACAAAACAGUCGACGACAACGAUAAGGCCGAAGAUCGCAUCGAAGAAACCGUGCAAAGGUGAAUGCGUCAGCGGUUUCUUUGCCCUGCUUUGCGACAAGGUCGACGGCGAAGCUGAAUGUCCUGACGAUGGGUCCUGUUGUGUCAUCGAUGCAUUCUUAAAAACGGAAAGUACAACAACAAUUCGGCCAACCACAAAAUCGCCGCAACCGAAACUACAGUCAUGCCCUGGAUUUUGUUUACUAACAAUCAUGGCAGCCUUCUGUGAACGGCCAAAUUUGAUAAUACCGAAGACGUCCACCUGCCAAUCUGCAUAUAUCUGUUGUGAUAACACAAAAAGCCCGCCGCAGAAAAUAAACAUAGUGACACCAUCUUCUUCGUAUCAGACUCCAAGGCCGAGGCCGAAGCCUACAUCACGGCCGCAGAUUACAACGGUUUUAUUGCCGCCGGAUCCUCGCCCAGAAUGUCCUGGUUCCUGUAUCGUUUCUUACUUGUCUUUCACUUGCUUCAGAAAUGCUGAAUUAACAAAUUUAUUCAAAUGCAAGAAACAAGGACAUCAAUGUUGCGCGCCAAAAUCAUUGAUACGAGAAUUCAGUGGUGGAAACUCAAGCGAACCAGUUCUGGAUAAUAGAAACGAUACUAUGUAUGUAACGUCAAGGCCAUACACAACGCCGCUAACAACGAUGAUAUACGAAACAACGACAAUGACGACAACCAUGAGAAGUCCUGUAUACAGUAAGUAUGUAUGCGGUGUAAAAGGAACUUCUCGUGGACCGGUACAAGCACGUAGCUUUGAAAGAGGUGCGCGUGUUGUUGGUGGUGAAGACGCUGAUGCAAAUGAAUGGUGUUGGCAAGUUGCUUUAAUUAAUUCCCUUAACCAAUAUCUAUGCGGAGGUGCACUUAUCGGGACACAGUGGGUUCUUACAGCAGCACAUUGUGUUACAAACAUCGUGAGAUCUGGAGACGCAAUAUAUGUGAGAGUUGGUGAUCAUGAUCUGACGCGAAAGUAUGGAAGUCCUGGGGCUCAAACUUUACGAGUUGCAACUACUUACAUUCAUCAUAAUCACAACAGUCAAACACUGGACAAUGACAUAGCACUGUUGAAACUUCAUGGACAAGCAGAGCUGAAGGAUGGUGUUUGCCUUGUGUGUUUACCUGCACGGGGUGUUAGCCAUACAGCUGGCAAGCGAUGCACUGUCACUGGUUAUGGAUACAUGGGUGAAGCUGGCCCCAUUCCUCUCAGAGUACGUGAAGCAGAAAUACCAAUCGUGAGCGAUGCUGAAUGUAUAAGAAAAGUAAAUGCAGUCACAGAAAAAAUCUUCAUUUUACCAGCAAGUAGCUUCUGUGCUGGUGGUGAACAAGGCAAUGAUGCAUGUCAGGGUGACGGAGGAGGACCCUUAGUGUGCCAAGAUGAUGGAUUUUAUGAAUUGGCUGGACUUGUUUCAUGGGGUUUUGGUUGCGGAAGAUUGGAUGUUCCUGGCGUUUAUGUGAAAGUUUCGGCAUUCAUUGGCUGGAUCAACCAAAUUAUUUCUGUAAACAACCUUUAGCUCGUUUUAAAAUCUAUUUAUAAAAAUUGAGAGAUUUAUUUAUUAAGAAGACGUGUAGUACCUUUACGCGCUUGAUGACGUAGCAUAUUUUGCUGCGUAUCUAGCAAAGAUUGCGAAAAGAAUUUUGUUUUCAAUGUAUGAUAGAUACAUAUUAUCCUCGUGGCGAAUUCGACUUCAGAAAAUGUUACAAUAUUUGUGACAUAUUUAACGUGAAUGUCUUAGCUUUAACAAAGUGAAUAAAAUUUUCAUAUUAAUAUUUUAUAUAA
Molecule: messenger RNA, 2868 nt
Organism: Megalopta genalis
Lineage: Eukaryota; Metazoa; Arthropoda; Insecta; Hymenoptera; Halictidae
Gene: mas
Product: trypsin-like serine protease domain-containing protein masquerade
Biological process (GO): proteolysis
Molecular function (GO): serine-type endopeptidase activity
Source: RefSeq, a predicted model, not a curated record